This is a messenger RNA of Plutella xylostella (diamondback moth), 767 nucleotides long. Its product is annotated as peptidoglycan recognition protein-like. The record is from RefSeq and is marked provisional. NCBI's taxonomy places the organism in Eukaryota, Metazoa, Arthropoda, Insecta, Lepidoptera, Plutellidae. Gene Ontology annotation, molecular function: zinc ion binding; N-acetylmuramoyl-L-alanine amidase activity. Gene Ontology annotation, biological process: peptidoglycan catabolic process.
UGUUAAAACCGCACCAUCGGCAAAAUAUGUCUUCACGUACCGAGGUUCCGUUUUGGACGUCCGUGGGACAGAGUCUAAGGAACUCGAGUCGAACAGAGAAGAUCUUUUGCUGUGUAUGCUGGACCAUUAUACUCGGGGCUGUCGCAGCCAUUGUUUACUUACUCGCCUUCAGACAACAGGAGUCUCCAUCCAACGUUUGGAACAUAACCCGUGCCAUGUGGCUCGGCGCGGACAUCGCCGGAGACCCGGUGAAGUACCGGCCCUUGAAGCUGGUCAUCAUCAACCACUCCGUGUCCCCCGAGUGCAGGAGCUUGGAAGGCUGCGCACAGUCCAUGCGCAACCUUCAGAACUUCUUCUUGAACGAUAAGGGAUGGGAUUUGCCUUACAACUUCGUGAUCGGCAACGACGGCCGCGUGUACGAAGGAAGAGGCUGGGAGCGCGAGGGGGCUCACACUUACGGCUACAACUCUUGCAGCUUGGGCGUCGGAUUCAUAGGCGACUACCGGCCAGGCUUCGGCAAUACCGUGCCGACAUCGCUGCAAAUGGAAAGAUUUAAGGAGCUGAUGCAGUACGGAGUCCUUAUGGGCUACCUAGACCCUGACUACGCGGUGGUGGGCGCCAGUGACCUGCAGACCAGCGCCAGCCCCGGCGACAACCUGCUCAAACAAAUGAAGGCCUGGAGUCAUUACAACCAGGAUAUAUAUCGCAAUAUGACGUGCGCUCAGAUUUACGAUCUUACUAAGUGAAUUUAAUACUGUCGCAAUAAA